This is a messenger RNA of Peniophora sp. CBMAI 1063, 927 nucleotides long. Lineage: Eukaryota; Fungi; Basidiomycota; Agaricomycetes; Russulales; Peniophoraceae. The record is from the annotation of a GenBank genome assembly.
AUGACUGUUAUCCGGGCAUCGGUCGUUCAGACAUGCACUGCUGCCUACUCGAUGCCUGAAACGCUCGAUAAACUACGGCGGCUUGCCAAAGUGGCGAAGGAGCGAGACGCCUCACAGUUGGCCGUCUUCCCGGAAGCCUUUAUCGGAGGAUAUCCCAAAAUGUCAACCUUUGGCGUGGUCGUCGGUGAGCGCUCGGCUGCUGGCCGCGACGAGUUCUUGAGGUACCACCAAGCAGCUAUCGAGUUGCCUUCGCCUGAGCUCGCGCAAAUCGAGGCCAUAGCGCGAGAAGUCGACAUCUUUCUUGUCGUAGGCGUCAUUGAGCGUGAUGGUGGGACACUAUACUGCACGGCCAUCUUCGUCGAUCCUGCAGAGGGUUUUGUUGCGAAGCAUAGAAAACUCAUGCCCACGGCUGCUGAACGACUCAUCUGGGGUCAAGGCGGUGCGGACACCUUGGCAGUUGUCGAGAAAGAGUUCAGCCCAUCCGUCAAAACCAAACUGUCCGCCACUAUUUGCUGGGAGAAUUAUAUGCCCCUGUUGCGAACCUUCUACUACUCGAAGGGCACCCAGAUCUACUGCGCACCCACGGUCGACGCGCGCCCCGUCUGGCAAAAUACGAUGACGCACAUUGCAUUGGAAGGCCGAUGCUUCGUACUCUCUGCCUGUCAAUACGCGCAGGAGAAGGACUACCCCGCCGACCAUGCUGUCCGAGACGCCAGUGCGCGCAACGGCGAGAACGUUAUGAUUGCUGGCGGCAGCGUUAUCAUCAGCCCUUUAGGCGACGUGCUCGCGGGCCCCCUGCUAGACGGUGAAGGAGUGCUCAGUGCUGACCUCGACCUGGACGACAUCGUGAGAGGUAAAUUCGACCACGAUGUUGUCGGACAUUACGCCAGGAAGGACAUUUUUGAACUGAAUGUGAAGGGAGCUUAA